Nezara viridula (southern green stink bug) is the source of this 6493-nucleotide messenger RNA. The record is from the annotation of a GenBank genome assembly. Lineage: Eukaryota; Metazoa; Arthropoda; Insecta; Hemiptera; Pentatomidae.
CAAGCAUUGCGGAGUAAGGUUAUUGAAGAGAAGAGCAAUGUAUAAUGGAGAGCUUUGCGAUAUAUGCGGGUGUAUUUAUGUCUAAUUAUAAAAUUGGACAGCUUAUUAAAAACGAUGUAAUUUUUCUUUUUCAUAUGUAACUGUGCACAAUUACUAAUAAUUAAAAAUGGAUCCAUGGCCUCAGCAAAGAAAGGAACCGAAAGCACCAGAUAAGAGCAUUGAAGCCCUUAAUAAUAAGGACAGUAACAUUAUAAUGAAAAUAAAAUCAGAGUCAUCCUAUGCAACCUGUGGAAAAACAGAUAACUACACUCCAAGAGUUUUGGCGCCUAAUAAAGAUUCUUCAAUAUCGUCACUGAAUGAGCCUGAUUUAAAGGCACUUUUAGAAGAAGCCAUGGCUUAUAAACGUCCUAAAGAUAUUCAAGGAAAAAGUGAUUUAUUUAAGGAGUUACUACAUUCAGUUGAAGCAGAAAAAAAGUUUACAGCCCUCUCACGCCCUGAAAAACCAAAUAAUAGAAAACCUAGGAGGAAACAGAUGAAUAAAAAGGACAUUGAUAAAACAACAAAUGAAGGCCCAUUUCAAGAUCUAAUUGUUCAUGUUAGCAGUGAUUCUGAUGGUCCUCCGAAACGACCAGUCAAAUAUUCUUUGAAAUGUCCUUCAAGUUUACCUCAAGUUGUUCCUGUUAGUGCUGUAACAGUUUGUGAUGAGAACAAUCCUGAAAUAGCUGCUCUACUUCAGAAUGGUAGUUUUGAUAAUCUUGAACAACUUCAACAAUACAUAGCCAAAGAAGCUAAUGUUUAUCAGCUCAAAGAACCUGUAGAUGCACGUGUUGGAUUUCCUUUAACCAUAAGUCCUUAUGCUGAGAAGAAACAGGAUGAUAACUUUGUACAGUUGGGACUGAACAGUGGUACAUCUCCAUCAUAUCCACCAAAAGAUACUGCUGAUGCAUCAAUUGUUUCUAAGGAGUGUCUUUCGGAUUCUAAAAAAACCAUUGAUGAAAAUGGCAAUUCAGUGGGAACAUCUAGAAUGGACAGUUUAGCAGAGAGGAAGGCAAAAGCUAGAAGAUUAAAGGCUAAAAAUGACAAAAAUACCAUUCUGUCACAACAUAUUGAAGGCCAUCGUAGUGAUAUAGCCCAAGACAUAGAUGCUUUGAUGAAAUAUAUUGAAUCACCUAACAUUGAUGGUUCCAAAUCCAGGCCUAGAAAUGUCAUGAGCUUCAGUAAACAUAGUAAUCGUGUUUCUCAUAAAAUUGGACAGAUUAGAGAUAAAAGUAGUGACACAUUUUCUGGUAAAAUACAGAAGCAUAAGGAAAAUAAGCUACAAAAAAGUAGUAGCUUAGAAGAAGUUUCUAUUUCUAAAUUUGAAGAUCUUACAUUGAAUAAGAAAUCAGCAGAAUCUUCUAAAGAUGUUCAACAUCGAAGUGAUAUCAAAGCGUUCAGUUAUUUAUCUCAAGAAAUUACCACUAGUUUUGACAUUAAGUCACCAAAAAAAGAAGUUCCUUUUCAGCAAGAUAGGCUUGAAUCAGAAGUGUUUGAUGCUGAUUUCUUACCUGUAACUAAAAAGUCCAGAAAGAAAAAAAAUGUAUGUGAAAAUCAUAUUAGAAAUAAAAUUAGCAAAAUCAAUGUAGGCUUUCGAGGUGAAAAAAUACUAGGUUCUUACAUAGGAAAAUCUCAAGAUUUAGAAAGUUUUACUGUAUCUACCAGAGAGUUCCAAAGGAGAAAAUCUAUAUCUUCUGUUCCAUCAUCAGAUAAAUCAGGUGAUACAUCUGACAUGGAUAGUGUUCAUUCUUUUCCUGUAUCAUCAAAUAAGGGGAGAGCUAUAAAAAACAAUGUAUCUGCUUCUGUGGGUUCAACUCCUCAGAUAUCUUAUGCAGAUAUGGCACGAUCUGUGCCAUCACCAUUGAGAACCUAUAAUGAACCGAUUAUUAAUGAAUCUAAAAACAAAAUAUUUGUGGAUUCUUCUUUGGUAAGUGAUGAAAACUUUCAACAGUUGUCUCUAUCUGAUGCUAUACCUACAGUUGUAGUUCAGUUACCAGCUAAAAAACAUUUGGGAGGUAGUGUACAUAACUUAAAAGAUGAAUAUCCUCCUCUUUUUGCCGAAAUGUGUGACAAAGCUUAUUCAUGUAAGGACAUGUUUGUAGAGUAUACAGUGGUAGUUCCUAAAAGGAGCUCUUCUAUUCCUGAAUCUAAUUGUGUAAAUGUAGAAGAGACUGUGUUAAUUGAUAUGCCUUCACUAAAAAGUGAUGCACCUGCUCUGGAAGGCUUAAAUUUAGCUUUAGAUAAUAAAUUACCUACAAAGCGCCCACCUGUGAUUUUAAUGAAUAGUAAUGCUAAUGACUCUAAUGAUGUAAAUGACUUAGUGUUUGGUUUUGAAGUUAAUGAACAACUUUUAUGCAGUUCAAAUACAGAAUUAAUGAAAAGUAGUGAUAUAGUUUGUAAUAAUAAUGUUGACAACCGAAUUUGUGAAAAAAAAUUAUCAGUGGACCAAACUUUUAGUGACUCUUCAAAUGGUAUGAAUACAGUAAUAAGAGAUGAUGAUUCUAAUCAGAUUAAUCAAGAAAAUUUUGUUGAAAUUGUGGAGUAUAUUUCCAAAGAAUGGGACUUAAUAAUAAAAGAAUGGGAAACAUCAUCUGAAGAAAAGAAAGACAAAGUUCAAUAUUUUACACCAUAGUCAUUUAUUUUUCCCUCCUAAAAUUUAAUGUUUUAGUUUUUGUGAAAGUAUAAAAUCUGUUCACUAAUAAAAAAUCAACACCUAUAUAAUGUUUGUCCAUUAUUUUUUAUAAUUAUUUUUAUAUUCAAAUUAUGUUCAUUCAAUUUAGUAUUUAUGGUUAUGCAUUCCAAAAAGUAAAUAAAUAAAAUAAAAAGUACAUAUAUUCUGCAUAUGUACAUACUUACAUAUAUGCAUAUAUUAGAAAAAAUAUUGAAUUAAAAAAAAAAAAACUCUUUAAUAUCAUUGUAUCAAAAUCCAGCUUAAAAUGUAAAGUUACAUAAGAUGUGCACAGCAUGUUGAUCAUUAUUUAUUUUAUUUUAUUCCCCCACACUCAUUUAUAGCAAAAUCAGUUUCAUAAAUACAUAAAAUACAAUUUUAAUUGUAUUACUUAUUUAGUUAUUAAUGAAGAUAAGUAUUGUUCAAAGUUUCUCUAAAUCACUACAUCAGGAUAUCAGUAUAUACCAUCAUCAACUUAGCCAUUUCUAUCCUGCAUUAUGUAUUUCUAAUCUAAAAGUAAUUGGUUUUAAGUUUACUAAUGGUUUGGUAGAAGCUUUUUGACUAGUCAUUAAUAAACAAAAAACAUAGGUUGGUAUACAUGUGUGUGUGUGUGUGUGUGUGUGUGUGUGUGUGUGUGUGUGUGUGUGUGUGUGUGUGUGUGUGUGUACAUAUAUAUAUAUAUAUAUAUAUAUAUAUAUAUAUAUAUAUAUAUAUAUAUAUAUAUAUAUAUAUAUAUCUGUAUGUAUAUAUAUGUAUUUGUAUAUAUAAAGUAUUUUUUGUUUUAUUACACAAUUUAAUAUAUAUUCACACAUAGUGGUGAAUAAUGUCUUUAUGUAAUAUAUAAAUUUGUAAAGAAUGGUUUUAUACUUCCACUAAAACAUUAAUUUGUAUGAAUUAAGUAAUUCAAUAAACUCUUCCUAUUUUGUAGGCUGUUUGGGAUGUGAAUGUUACCUUAAUUUGUUUAAGUUAAGAAAUAACUUAAUUUAAUAUGGUUUAUUUAGGUCUAAAUCAGGUUUUAAUUGUUUUGAAGUAAAGAUAAUUUAACUGCAUUAAAAUUCAAAACAAAAUUGAUUAGUAAGCCACAUUUAAUCAUUUAAUUUAUAGUUAAUGUGAAUAUGUUAUGAUUUUAGUGCUAAUAAAUUAUCUAUUUGAAAUUAGUAAAAUAUUUUUAUUUUUUCUUUCUCUGAAACAUUAGAUUUUCACUUUAGUUUCCUGGUUGACAGUGUUAGUUUGUCAGUCUUAUUAAGUAUACUCAGAGCGGAAAAAGAUAUUUUAUAAAUAAUUUUGCACAUUGCACUUAAAAUUGUAUAGAUCUCAUUUGAAUUAAAAUAGGAAGAGUAAAUUAUUGAAAUGUGAUGUGUGCUGAAAUGUAAAAGCAAUGUUAAUAAACUUGUAAGAUGAAAUUUGUAUUACCAUUAUUCCUGUAUCUGUUGUGGCCAAAGAUAAUUAAUUAUAUUUAUUGUUAUGUAUUAUAUAUUAUUAUUAUCUGAUUAUUAUUAUUAUUAUUAUUAUUAUUGUCAUUAUUAUGUGUGUAUAUGUGUGAUUACUGAUGGGUGAAGAAAUUUUGCUGAAGAUAGAGGCAUUUUCAAGUCUUCUAUACUUCUGUGAUUUUUAUAUUGUACAGAUAUGGAUGAGAUUUGUGCCUGUUAGUAUGUAUUGAGAUUUUUUUAUUGUGAUAAGUAUGUUGCUUUAGUACACACAGGUAUGAAAACAAAUACCAUAAAGUCACCUUAAAACAUACCAACAGAAGACACACAUCACAUCAACUUUAGCAUGCAUACACACACUCACACACUCGCAAUGAAAAAUCUUGAAAAAAUUUUAUGCACUUUUAUUUUUAUUAUUAUUCAUUUAUUAAAAAAGUAAAUAUCUCAUUUGUGAAUGGAUCUGAGUACAUAUAUACACAUACAGUAAUAUAUAUAUAUAUAUAUAUAUAUAUAUAUAUAUAUAUAUAUAUAUAUAUAUAUAAACAUAAAUCUUUUUAUUUCUAAUAUCAAUUUAAAAAAUCACACUCAAGGCUCCUUUAUUUUUUCAACUGUAUAUUGUUCCUAAGUUUUACCAUUAAAAUUUGUAUCUAAUUAUAUAGUAUUAAUACACAACUGUAAAUACAGAAUGCAGAUAAAAAAUUAAGGACUUGGCUGAAAGGCCGUACAAUCUUUAAAUAUAAAUGCAUUCCCCUCCUCACUUUCUUCCUCUGCAGAUGUAUAAAUAUAAAAUACAUUAAUUUAAAAUUUUAUAAAAUUCAUUUAACAUUUAACAGUUAAUAUUAACUUCUUCUCUUCGAGGCACAGCUCUAUCCGUCUCGCAUUAGUGGGAUUCCGUUUUGAUGCAGUCUUAAAAUUGAAUUGUUACAUCAAUUAAAAAAAUCACUUUGAAGACUCAUUUAUUUUAUCAAGUGUAUAUCAUUCCUAAGUUUAUAUAUAUUUAUAAGUAUUGGAAUCAAAACUUCUGUGGUGUAUAAGUACCUUUGUCCAUGCUCUCUCUCUCACACACACGCAAGCACACACCAAUAACUUAGAACAAUAACAAGGAAAAAAAACAGAGGGGAAAAAAAUUAUAAAUAAAAAAAAGAAAGAAACAAUGAAUACCUUACAACACAUUCAUCUUUUUCUUAAUUUCUAUUUUAUUUUACUUCAUCUCUCCCUUGCUCUAUUGUAUAUAUGUUAGAAUAUGUAAUAUUUAUGUAAAAUAUGUGGUUAUAUUUGAACUUAAGAUUAGUAAAUCUUUACUCAUUAUAUUCAUUUGUAAAAUAAACUACCUUUCAUUAAUUUAUCCCCCAUUCAUACAUCUAAGCAAUUAAUAUAUUUAUUUUGUAUUUCUCUGAAUAUUCUUAUUCUGAAACAAGAACUGUUAUAAGUGUAUUGAUUGUGAAAUUGUAUUGGGGCAGGGAAUCGUGAGGAUACUGAUAAUGAAAGACUGAUGCAUAGAAGAAACAAAAUAAGUGUGUGGUAGUGCUUUUUUUUGUAUGUGUGUGUGUGUGUGUGUGUUUGAAUAUGUAAAGUGUAUUUUACAAAUGGUUCCAUAUUUAAAUUGUUUCACAAUUUUAAAAAAAUAAUCUCUUAGUUUUUACUAUUUAUUUAAAGAACUGAAUUAGAAAAAAGGUGUUUAUUUAAAAAACCUUCCCUUCAAAUUGCAGGAUGUAUUCAUAUUCCAUUAUUAAUUUUAAUGGAAAUGCUGUCAACUUUACAAUGUGGAAAAAAUGAAUAAACUAAAAAAGAUAGCUUAUUACCAUGUUAAGAAAAGUAUAGCUGUAAAAUAUUUUUGUAUUUAUCAUUGAUGCUCUUAUUUUUAAGUGCAUUUAAAAAUUCAUACAUAUAUACUAAAUCAUGGUACAGCUCCCCAACUGUGCUGCUAAUGUUGAAUGCUUCUGAAUAAUUUGCAAUCAGAUUAUAAUGGCAUAAUGUAACAAUACAUUAAUGCUUUAAAUUAAUAACUUUUAUACAUUCAUUGAUUAUUUUUCUAAUUCAAUAAAAACGUUUAUAAACUGUCAUAUUAUAUAUAUUUUAGUAAACUACAUACAUUGAAGCACACUUGGAAUUUCUGAUUAUUAUGUUUUCAAAAUUUUAUUUUUCUUCUUGUAGUAAUAAAUGUUCUUGUAGAGCAUAUUUGGCAUAUUAAUUGGCCAAGGUUGUAACAUUCCUGUGUGAUAUUACGCGCUUAAGUUUAAUUUUCAAUCAUGUUUACAAUUAAUAAAGAAUGUUAUUAAAGUUGUUUUUAUGCCAGUUCAUAUUUUAUUUUAAAAAUUAUGUUGUAUCAAAUAAAAAAUGCAGAUGAAUCCUCAUCAAAACA